UAUAUUAUUGUCCGAAUAGCUCUCUCUAUAUAUUUAACCGUAGUGUCACUAAAUACAGUAAACACUAAUAAUGGAGAAGCAACAAAAAUACUUGCUCCCCACAAAGUUGAACUUCUUUUUUCUUGUACCGUUAAUUUUUCAUGGCAUAAUUGUCCAUGGCUUCCAAAUGGAUAAUCAAGCACGUACGUUAAUGUCGUGGCGUCGUUCCAAAAUGCGUUCUCGGACAACUAAUUCUGAGGAUGAGACAUGGUCGACAGAAAACUUGGUAUUUGAUUCUGUUGAAGAACAACAACAUGUUGGAAAUAUGGAGGAUGAUUUGAUUAAAGGGGGUCUUCCAGGGCAACCAACAUCAAAUGUGAAGUUUAAGCAGUAUGCAGGUUAUGUUAAUGUUGAUGAAAAGAAUGGGAGAAGCCUUUUCUAUUACUUUGCUGAAUCUGCGUCUGGAAAUGCUUCUUCAGAACCACUUAUUCUUUGGCUAAAUGGAGGUCCAGGAUGUUCAUCAUUAGGAUAUGGGGCGCUGCUAGAACUUGGGCCUUUUGGUGUAAAGCCUGAUGGUAAAACUCUUUAUUCCAGAAGAUUUGCUUGGAACAAAGUUGCAAAUGUAAUGUUCCUGGAGUCACCAGCAGGGGUUGGCUUCUCCUAUUCCAACACUACCUCCGAUUAUGCACUCUCAGGCGACAAGAGGACUGCUGAAGAUGCAUAUAGGUUUCUAGUGAAUUGGUUCAAGAAGUUUCCACAUUACAAAGGCAGGGAUUUCUACAUCAUGGGAGAAAGCUAUGCAGGAUUCUACGUUCCAGAGUUAGCAGACAUCAUUGUCAAGAGGAACAAGCUACCCACCACAAACUUCAAGAUCGAAUUCAAAGGAGUCAUGAUAGGAAAUGGUAUAAUGAAUGAAGAAACAGACGCUAAAGGGCUAUUCGAUUAUGUAUGGAGCCAUGCACUAAUCUCAGACGAGACUCAUCUAGGUAUCCAACAACACUGCGAAACCAAAAGGAAAAGCGAAACAGAGAUCAAAACAUGCGAAGAAUUUCUAAUCACAGCCUCAACUGAGUUAGGAAACAUAGACCCUUACAACAUCUAUGCCCCCGUCUGUUCCAAUGCAUCAUCAUCAAGAGUAGCAUUGAAGAAAAAUGGAUAUGAUCCUUGCGGAGAACGUUAUGUUAGUAAUUAUCUCAAUCUUCCUCAUGUUCAGAAAGCCUUGCAUGCCAACCUCACUAACCUUCCUUAUCCUUGGGGUGCUUGCAGAAUUGAUCUGAAUUGGAAGGAUAGUCCAUCAAGUAUGUUCCCAAUAUACAGGAGGCUUAUGGCAUCUGGUCUUCGGAUACUUCUAUUCAGUGGAGAUGUGGAUGCAGUUGUUUCAGUGACUUCAACUCGCUAUAGCAUUAGUGCUAUGAACCUUAAGGUGAUCAAACCAUGGCACCCCUGGUACGACGAUACAAAAGAAGUAUUUUAUAUAAAGGUUGGUGGCUAUAUGGUGGUGUAUGAUGGAUUAGCUUUCGCAACAGUAAGGGGAGCAGGGCACCAAGUUCCACAAUUUCAACCACGAGAAGCAGAUGUUAUAAGGGAUUUUCUCAAGGCUCGACGCGCAAAUCCCUUGCACACAAGUAUUAACAAUGGCCUAGCGGCUGCUGAGAAACAGAGAUCAGCAUUCGUGCCACAGGUAGGAUCAAAGGAAGAUGACAAGAUCUCAGCAUUGCCAGGGCAACCCAGUGGGGUGAAUUUUCAACAAUAUUCAGGAUAUGUUACUGUUGAUGCUGAUGCUGGUAGAGCCUUGUUCUAUUACUUCACUGAAUCAACUCGAGAUCCUUCUACCAAGCCUCUUAUUUUGUGGCUAAAUGGAGGACCUGGUUGCUCUUCAUUGGGGGCUGGAGCGAUGAUGGAACUUGGACCAUUCCGCGUCAAUAAAGAUGGAAAAACCUUGUGGCUCAACCCUUUUGCCUGGAACAAUGUGGCAAACAUCAUCUUUUUAGAAUCACCUGCUGGUGUUGGAUUCUCUUAUUCUAAUACAUCAUCAGAUUAUACUACUGGAGAUGAAAAGACCAGACAAGACAGUUUUACCUUUCUCAUCAAUUGGAUGGAAAGAUUCCCAGAAUAUAAACACCGAGAUUUCUACAUUACUGGAGAGAGUUAUGCUGGCCAUUAUGUGCCUCAACUUGCUCAGCUGAUCUUAUCCUACAAGAAAAGAGAACCAACCCUUGUCAUUAACUUGCAAGGAAUAGCUACUGGAAAUGGCAUCAUCGACGAUGAAGCAAUGAGUAGGGGUACAUACGAAUUUUAUUGGACACAUGCACUAAUAUCAGAUGAAGUUCAUCAAGGAAUUGUCUUGAAUUGCAACUUCUCGGCAGAGACAACCUCAGAAGCUUGUAAUGAGUACAUAAAGCAAGCAGAUUCAUCUCAAGGGAAUAUCUAUGCUUAUAACACAUAUGCCCAACUGUGCAACUCCUCUGCCUAUACUUCCCUUCCUAUAGAUGGAUUUGAUUCAUGCUCAGCUGAUUACGUAGACAAUUACCUAAACAGUGCUGAAGUACAAAAGGCCCUUAAUGUCAAAGAUAUACCCCAUUCCUGGGAUUCUUGCAAUGGUUUCAUAUUCGGCUCUUGGCAGGAUUCCCCCCAUACAGUUCUACCAAUCUUUCAAGAGCUCAUGCAAAGUGGCAUUAGGGUUUGGAUUUAUAGCGGAGACAUAGAUCAUAAGUUAUCUGUAACGACAAGUAGAUAUGCGAUAGACAAAAUAAAAACACCAGUCAAAACACCAUGGUACCCUUGGUUCUUCCAAGGCGAGGUUGGUGGUUAUGCAGUGGAAUACCAGAACUUGACAUUCGUGACGGUAAGAGGAUCAGGACAUUUGGUUCCAAGCUAUCAACCUGGCCGUGCAUUGACCAUGUUCUCAUCCUUCAUCAAUGGCACACUCCCUCCUCAUCUACACUAAACAGAAGAAAAGGUUAUUGAAGGGGAAAAAGAAAAGGAAAGCUGAUUUCAUAAGGAACGUUAAUUUUGUAGAACUACAACCCAAUUAUGUUCUUCUGCAAACAAUGAGACAUAGUAUAAAUUAUGGAGUAUUUGACUA
Lycium ferocissimum is the source of this 3064-nucleotide messenger RNA. RefSeq lists its product as uncharacterized. Gene Ontology annotation, cellular component: vacuole. Gene Ontology annotation, molecular function: serine-type carboxypeptidase activity. Gene Ontology annotation, biological process: proteolysis. The record is from RefSeq and is a predicted model, not a curated record. The transcript has 17 exons. Lineage: Eukaryota; Viridiplantae; Streptophyta; Magnoliopsida; Solanales; Solanaceae. Bases 71 to 2926 code for a protein of 951 amino acids.